Molecule: messenger RNA, 1923 nt
Organism: Aphanomyces invadans
Lineage: Eukaryota; Oomycota; Saprolegniomycetes; Saprolegniales; Verrucalvaceae
Exons: 2
Coding region: 1128-1805 (225 amino acids)
Source: RefSeq, a predicted model, not a curated record
CUUUCAUCCAGCGAAGGAUGCAAGUGCAGCCGAUCGGCUCCGUCAACCCAUCGAUUCGCUACACACGACUUGUGGACAUCCCCCUCGGCCAUGCAGCAUGCAGCGAAUCGGUUCUGCGUGGCAGACUGCAAGAUCUCUCAACACCGUUUGAACAACUCAACGCAUCCACAUAAACUCCUUCCUCAAGGGCUGCUAAAUCUUCAUGCCACGGUGAUAACAUCAGGAAAAUCAGCUGCGCCUUGCUCUUGUAUAUCCGCUGCGUUCUCCUUCGGGUUGCAGCUCUUGUCCUCGUCGUGUUGGUUUCCCGACACUGUGUGAGUAGCGGCUUUCAAACUGUAUCGCCGGUACUCUCCUUUUCGUGGCUUGUCAAUUCGUGCCACUUGUCUCCCUCCAAGGACUUCACCGACUCGUGGGACUUUGCAAACGGCGUUUUCUUCCACUCUUCUUCAAACUCUUCCUUCGUAAAGCCCUCCGAGCAUUCAAAGCUGAAUGUCCCCUCGUCGCGCUUGUUCGCCCUCUGCCACAUCGUCACCAUUUUCUUCCCAGCGGCGGCGAAUGCUCAGCACGACGCAUCCCGUGUCAUCCAUCGCGGACGAACUCGAGUACGAGUAGCUGAACGAUGCGACUGUCUUCUUGUCAGUCGAGUCAGCCACCGACACGCCUUUGGCCGUGGAUGAUUCGAGCGCAACAGCAGGCAGGUCAGUGAAAAAAUCAUCUAUCUCGUCACUGGCGGCUUCUGGGAGAAUCUCCAUGACGCAGUAGGUAGCCACGGGGAGGUCUAUGUGGGGCGCUGUGGUUAGCUGCAUUAUGGACUGCUCGAAGCUUGUCAUGGGGAACCAGGAGGACGGAUGCACAACAUCCCACAUCGUGAGCGGGUGGUAUGCGCCGAGCAUGUAUUUGAACGGUUGAAAGUGGAAGCAUGCUUGGGAACAAUCUUGCCAAAGAUUGACUCGUUGCAUGGGACACGGCAUCGAGUGGUUGGAACUGUUAAAAUCGCACGAAUCACUUUGUAGCCGGUGGGACGCCAACGGCCGAUUCCAUUGCGCGCCCAGCACACGGCCGUCAACGGUGCGAUCUCGAGCCACCGGUCGAUCGCUCACUUUUGAAGUUGCUCCGACCUGGACAAGAUGUUUCGAUACUACCAGCCGAUGACCACGUGGGAUGUCGUCCGCCCGUCGUACUGGUAUCCGAUGGCAAGCCUGGAGCAGUCGUUGAUGGAUUUGGAUGCGCUGGCCGACGACAUGAGAAUGUCCUGGCCACUCCGCUCGUCUCGACUCUUGGUCGUCCCCUCAUCUACCGACGACGACGACUUUUUCAAGGAUUUGCCGGUGGCGUCGCGCGAAACCCAAGCAUCCAAGGAAGUGUCGAGCGGUGGUGGCGAGUCGACGAACGAACCGUCGCGUGCGUUUUCAAACUACUCGUACUCGAGCUCGUCCGUGGUGGACGAUCAAGGCCGUCGUGUACAGAGCAUUCGUCGCCGGUACGAGGACGCGAACGGAUGCCUCAAGGCCAUUCAUGAACGCCACCUCCCUGGCAAGACGAUGGUGACUACGUGGCGCAAGAAGGACAAUGACGACAAAGGCAACGAGGAAACUACGUGCACGGAAGGCGUGACGAAGGAAGAGUUUGAGAAGGAGUGGAAGAAGACCCCAUUUGCCAAGGCCCAUGAGUCUGCUAAGCCCUUGGAAAGCGACAAGACCAAGUCGUUGGAGAGCGGCCACACGGGGAAGAGCGAAGGUGGCGAAUCGUCCAAGGCGUCGACUGGAAGCGGGCAUCAGCAGGCCAAAGAGCAAGUUACCGCGUAAAUUUCAUUGUGACUGUACAGGACGAAGCAAAGUUGCUCAGAUUGUGUUGCGCGUGCAUGGACCGAAGAGCUUUAGGAGACGGGGGAUUUAAGCUCAUUGCCUUUUACUUUAUGUUCAA